Molecule: messenger RNA, 1054 nt
Organism: Mollisia scopiformis
Lineage: Eukaryota; Fungi; Ascomycota; Leotiomycetes; Helotiales; Mollisiaceae
Exons: 3
Coding region: 461-1054 (197 amino acids)
Source: RefSeq, a predicted model, not a curated record
CAUCCAAUGUAUGACAAAACGCAGUUGAAUUACCGCCUGUUCGAGAUCUCCUUCAACUCAACUUCACCAAAUCGUCCGAUAUCGCCACACUUAAAACUAUCUCCGACAUUUUCCUCUUCACAAACUCACAAUCCAAAUCUCCCAAAUUCCUAAAUCACUUUUAAUUUCUAAUUCCUCUCAACGGGCUUUGCACCAUCACCAGCCGGACCCCCGCAUAAACCUUGCGCUACCUCACCGUCACCUCCCAAUCCCAACUCUCUACCGGCUCGGGACCCUGCAUGAACCCUCGAUACAGUGGUCAGCCCUUGCACACGAAAGGGAUCUCGCAUCGUGGGACGAAGUCAACCAGUCGCGUGAAUAUAAUCACUUGCUUGGAUCGCAACUCCGCUCAAUUUCAGCCUUGAGCGCAAAACUCAUCCUCCAUCUCGUCUUUAAAGAUAUACAGAAACCAAAGGGAAAAAUGAAGCCCCCGAUACUUGCUGCUCUCACGACCAUGGCUCUCGCCUCUAUCCAUCCUCGAACAACCCUCACCUCGACAUCCACGCCAAGUAUACUCAUCGCGCCCCCACCGUCCCCGACACUCAGCACAUGUGACCCAACGCCAUACGCAGACUGCACACCCUACUCAAACUCAACCUUCUCCCCACCAACAGCCCACUUCGGCCCAACCUCCCCCGCAACCCUGCGCGUCGACUCCGGCGCCGAGUCCGCCGCUCUAGCAGCCCUCUCGUCCGUAACAGCAACCUGGACCAACGGCCCGCUGUAUCCGGGAUUGAAGAGUGUUGUUUACGAAGCAGCACCAACCUCAAUCCAACUCUCGCUCGCGGUAAACGGAUACAACUGGGACGCGAUCGUGCGAUCUGAUUGGUACACCUCGGUCCCUGUUGCGUGGCAGGAGGUUGUGACGCGGCAGGAGAGGGCGCUGCAGAGUGUUUAUGAUAAUGUUACUGGGGAGCAUUUGUUGUCUUCGGCUGCUAGGUUGGGUGGAGGAUGGAUGGUAUGGGGCUUGGUUGUCGUGGGUGGGAUUUGGGUGGGUGGUUGGUUGUGGGGAUGA